Messenger RNA from Leptidea sinapis, 7521 nucleotides. RefSeq names its product dyslexia-associated protein KIAA0319. The coding region runs from base 285 to 3308 and encodes 1007 amino acids. The record is from RefSeq and is a predicted model, not a curated record. The transcript has 14 exons. Gene Ontology annotation, cellular component: cytoplasmic vesicle; plasma membrane. Lineage: Eukaryota; Metazoa; Arthropoda; Insecta; Lepidoptera; Pieridae.
CUUUGGUGUAAAUUGUUGUCGCAACUCGCAAUAAAAUAUUUUAUAAUUUCAAAAUUCAAUUACCCUACCUACACUAAGUAGUCACUAUACAUUUAAAACAAUAAAGUUUCACUCUCACAUAUAUUAUAUGUAUAUUUAAUUAUUCUAUGCCACAAUACCAAGUAAAACAUCAGUCCAUACCUCUCUUGAGAUAAAGGACCUAUGAUUUUGUACUGUAUCAAUGUUUUAAUUCUCUAGAAAAGAUCAAUAAUAUUAUGAGAUUAACUUAAUGAGUAAACAGCAAAAUGAUAAAAACUACACUAGGCGUCCUUGUGUUUAUAGUUCUCGUUAACAUAAAAGUGACUUAUUCAUUAUAUAGUAAAUCUUGGGGUGAAAAGUACGAAAGUAAUAAAUGCCCGAAGCUAUAUCCAAAAAAUUUUGAUAAUUUUAUGCCAGCUGGAAACUUUACGGCUGGAAAUUACACAGAAAAACCAGAGUUAAAAGGAUUAAAACAAUGUGUAAUGUCUUGCUGCAUUGAAGAAACCUGCAAUAUAGUGUUUAUUGUUGACACAAGGUGCUAUCAUGUGGAGUGUGUAACUGAUGAAUUGUGUCUUCCAUUACCAAGAAGUGGUAGGAAAUGGGAUGGCCAUGUAUCCAUGAUUCUUGUCAAGCCUGUCCUACCUGAGGUGGAAAAUUGGCUGGAUAUACUAAGUCAAUCAAGUGUUAGAGAUGAAAUGAAUAGCUUUCCCCAAGAGGAGGAACCAGUAUAUGCAUACUCAAAUAGAAAUGAGCUAGCAAAUAGUGAUGAAUCCGACUUUUUGACACAUUUUAUUAAGAACUUACCAAAUAUUGAAGAAACACCAGGGUUUGAUAAAUACUCAGAUAGUAAUAACAAUGAAAUGAUGUUAGCCUCGAGGUUCCUUGAGAAGGUUGCAUGUGAAGUUGGAGCAGAUGACUGCCCGUAUAAUUCCGAGUGUAUACCAUUGGGGUUAAAGAUGCACAGUGGUAUUUGUAAAUGCACACCAGGCAUGGAGAUGAAUAAUCAAGGAUCUUGUGUACCAAUUAGAAGAGUAUUUUCAAAAGGUCCCAGAGACGAAAGUGAAUCUUUAAAGACAAAUGAAGAAGUAAUAGGGGACAUGACCAAUGAAGACGUGAAAGAACCAAAACCAGUUCAGAAAUUAACGGUUUCCAUUUCUUCAAAGACGGUACAACUUCCUGAAAAUGAAGUGACACUGGCUGCAUAUACUAUUCCGGAUGAGAACUCUACUAAUUCUCAUUAUAAUUAUGUUUGGAUACUUGUUAAUCAGCCUAAAGAUAAAUUCACAGGUAACAUGAAACAAAAUGGAGGUACAGUAACAUUGACGGACCUAACAGAGGGCCAGUAUAGUUUCAAAGUGACAGUUAACGGCACCAACUCUUACGGAGAAGGCUUCGCUAAUGUAACAGUGCUGCCACCUCAUCGUAUAAAUAAGCCUCCAGUAGUAUUUAUAACGCCCCAGUCUCAAGUAGUCAAGUUGCCAAUAUCCCGGGCUGUUUUGGACGGCAGUGCCAGUAAGGACGAUGAUGGAAUUAUAUCCUGGCAUUGGGAGUUAGUGGCCGGUCCAAUUGGCUAUCAGCCGACUCUGGAGGAUCGCCCCACGUUGGUAUUGAAUGAUUUGAAACAACCGGGCCACUAUACCUUCAAACUAACAGUCGAAGAUACAGACCACGUGAAAAACUCAACCGUUGCCAACGUAACUGUCUCGAAUCAUAUCGAUUACCCACCUGAAGCUAACGCAGGGCAGGACGUUAUAAUAUAUUUGCCAAACAACAAUUUGACUCUCAAUGGCAGCUUGUCGACCGACGAUCAUGAAAUAACUUCCUGGGAAUGGACUAAGUCCGCCGCGGACGCAGACAAAGCUGUUGACAUGCAAAACACACACUCGCCAUAUUUACAGCUCUCAAAUCUAUCUGAAGGCGUAUAUACUUUUGUAUUGAAAGUAACAGACUCAUCCGGACAAACUUCCACUGCCGAGGUACACGUGUUUGUUAAACCUCCGACAAACACGCCACCUAUCGCUGACGCUGGAACCGACGCAUUCAUAUCACUGCCUCAAACAUGGAUAGUUCUAAACGGGACGGGCUCCCAUGACGACAAUAAAAUAGUAUCUUUCACUUGGCGCUGUCUCUCCGGCCCGAAUAACGCAACUAUCGUAAAUUUUAACGAGUCUGUGGCGAACGCGACUGGACUGACUAAGGGAGUGUAUGUGUUCUCGCUGACUGUGAUCGAUGACAACGCGAAUGUUGCCACAGAGAAUGUAACCAUCACUGUGACACAGAAUAAGAACAGUCCCCCAAAAGCUGAUGCAGGAGGAGAUCAGGUACUGAACCUACCACUGGCUAUAUUGGUGCUAAAUGGAUCCAAGUCUCACGAUGACUUCCGUAUAGUCUCGUGGAAAUGGACCCGGCUGGCUUCUGGCUUGGCAGCGGGCUCUGUUAUACUGGACUCCGAUAAAGGGCCUGUGUUGAUGUUGACUAACAUUGAAGCUGGUCGUUACGUAUUUGAGCUGACAGUAAUGGAUGAUCAAGGUGAAUCCGACAGAGACACUGUCAGCGUGCAAGUGAAGCCCGACCCGCUUGAAGCGAACCUUCUAGAGAUGACAAUAAACACGCCGAUAUCGGCUUUCACGAAGAACCAACUCGACUCUAUGGUCCAGAAGAUGACGCUACUCCUGAAGGACGACGUGCUCGUCAACGUGACAGAGAUACGCGGUGAAGUGGACUCUGGCAACACUAUUAUUAUUUUCUUUUUGUCUGAGAAAGGUGUGCCAAUGGAGGGUUUGAAGGCGCUGAGUGUGGGGCGACCGGCUGCUAUGACCGCAGGCGUGGCCCGUGUCCGCUCCGUGCGGUGUCUGAGCACGUGCUCGGGACGGGGCGUAUGCGAUCAAGCGACGCGCACGUGUCGCUGUGACGCCUUCUGGAUGCAGAGCCUCUUCACACAGUUCCAACGCGAUGCGAUGCCCGACUGCGAUUGGUCGGUGGUGUACGCCGGGGUGGGUGUAGUUGUCAUCUUGUUGGUAUGGUGGGGUUGUUGGAGACUGGCUCGAGCGCUGUGUUCGCGCCGCAAGCCCCGCACCAAGACUAACUACAGGCUACUGCCGUUGGCUGAACACGACGACAAACCUUUUGUUAACAAGGACGUGUCGGAGACGGACACCGACUCGGACGUGUUAUAUGAGACGAAGAGCAAGAUCACGUCGUUCUCGUCGCGGCCGGUGAACGGUGACGCUCAGGCCAACGGCUGGAAGAGGAACGGCACCGCGAAGGUGUCGAGGAAAAUCAAAACAUAGCUCCGUCGCGUCGUGGCUUACGUCCACGUGAAACUGAUGCAUGCGUGCGACAGACCGACACGCAGGCAGUACGUGAAUACGGUGUCCGCGCAACGCAGAUACGAAAUAUAGGUAAAACAGCAUUGGACAGAGUGCUAGAAAUAUGUUUAGUAUACUAAUAUCAAACGUUCGCUGCCCGCGGUGCGUCAUAACUCCAUCGUCCGUCACGCGUUUGUCCUUAGAACACAGGUGUUUAUUAUUAUAUUUUAUAUAAAUAAAAAAAGUAUCUGAACGAGUAUAACAGCUAUUAUUGGCACAUGCACUCUUCUAUCCGUCUCAGGGUGAUGAGCCAGACAGACAGUCAGUGUGUCAGUGUUGUCAGUCGGCAACUUAAAUAUAGAUAAAUUAAUCUAUGGAUUUUAUCUUAAUUUUGUCUUUAUAUUGUUUUUUUUUUAAUUGUAAACAUUAGCAUUAAUGCGGCAUUAACGUAAAAGUAUAGCCUAUUAUGAAUUAGUUUACAUAAUUUGAAUUUUUUCAAUAAUUAUUGAAUAAAAACCCAAUAAUUAUUCAAAAUAGAUUGUCCCUAAACCGGUACAAUCUAUUUUAUUGACUUAAUUAUAUAUCAUAAAAAGACACAGCCUACGAUAUAUUUAUUUUACUGAAUAGCAUAAAUAAACUGACUAACAUAUUGAUUUUUAUAUAUCGACGGCAUAAUUGUAAGCCAUGAUAAGAUAAUUUUUCAAUUGGUUAACAUGAUAAGCGCAUGCUACAUAUUUAGAUUAAAAAAAGAACAAUGAUUUGACAUUGACGUGAGUAUUCCAAUAUAGUUUUUAUAAUAUAGGUCGACAGCUGGAUAUGGACAAUUCACUGAUAACGCAGAGCCAUCGCGGAUUUUGCUCGCAUUUAAUACGAGACUAUGCCAAAUGUAUAAAAAACUUAGUAACCGCUAGAAGCAUUGGAUAAUAAUUACCUACGGCUAAGGAUAAAUAAAAAACCGUGUGGUGUCGUGGGACACCGGAUAGGAAUGAAGUUCUUUAUUAUAAAAAUAUUAAUUUUACUGAUUUACUAAAAAAAAUGGGCAGUUUACACUGAAUUCCACUGUCUAAAAUAAAAAAAAAGUAUGCACGCUAGAAGUUAUACUUAUGUGGCGUAACAAAACAAAUCCUUAAAAUUAUUUAUUCGUCGUGCUAUUAUACGUUUGUAGAAAGAACCAUAUUGUAAAAAUCGUGAAAUAAAUUAUUGAAUAUUAACGAAUGCGGCUGUAUUGGCUUGAACCCUUUGCCUGUCCUAAUAAUGGACGAAAAAAAAAAAUAAUAAUUAAUGUCGCAAACGUCAGAAAAUGUCUGAAAACUUAUUUUUAGAUGUCGUUGACCGUUGUGCGCGCGUAAUUUAUAAUAGUCAAAGAAGUUUAUCUACAAUUACAUCAAAAAGGUACUGUAAAUUUGCUUUUAUGUCGGUGUAAUUUUGCAGUUAUAAACCUAUUUAAAUAUUCGUCUAUUGAAUUUUGGUUUGAUAUGACCUUCUCACCAAUGCUCUAAAUAAAUAAAAUAAACAAUGUAAUUCGUCAGAAAUAUGUCAAAUGUCAUUAAUUGUUACUUGUCCGUUAUUUAUAUAAAUUAAUAAUAAUCAGCAAGAUAUUAUCGCGUAGCAACGCUUCGACGUACAUGAAGUGAGUUAGAUUCCGGAUGUUUUUUCCCGGUUAGGGUACCCCUCCGCAUCGUCCCAUAAGGAACUUCGUUCCAUAAAAGCCCAGACAUUUUAAGGACACAAUUCUAACUGUAAAAUAAUUCAGAAAAGCGUCGUGAUACUAGUAGAGAUCGUAUGAUCAGUUUAGAUCUUAUUUUAAGCUGGCUACUACUGCCGCGAUUAUUUACGAAAUGGUGUGAUCCAGCAUUGAAUACGCAGCGCCUGCUUACGUCAGUUGGUUGAAUUGUUUGCAUUGCGUAUUCCUAAUAUGACAAUAUUAGGAAUUGCUGUGUUAUUGGGUUAACGGUAGGUAGGUUCAAGCAGGCAAUGCUUCUGUGAUUUAUUGAUUUUUAAUAAUUAAGUGGCGGUUAUGUAGGUACCUAUCAUCAGGUCAUAGGACCGCUAGGUACUCUAACAAAAAAAUUACGUAAAAGACAUCGUUUUACAAAAUUAUGGCACGUUAAGGUAGUGUAAGGUAUAUUCCAAAUAUUUUUAUAUGACUACGAUAAGUGUUACACGUGUAGCGUAAAUAGUGAUUAGUAGUAUAUAUUGCAUUAUUACUAUCUGUUUAUCAUGUUAUGCUUGUACUAUAUUAAUAUAUUAUUGAGAUUUAUAGAAGUAUUAUGUAGAGCCUGUUGUAAUCGGAGAUGCGGUGAGUGCCUAUUUGAUAUAGAUAGAAUAACUGAAGGUCGUAUGUUGAGCGGUCGGCGAAACAAAAUACGCAGCUGUGUCAUCGUGAACUUUAAACUUUGCGUUACGAGUCAAAUGCUUAUUGUUAACGUUGGCUACUUUUGCGCGUUCCAAGUUACGGUAAAAUUCAGCCGGGAUCAUUCCAGAAACUAUGGCAGCAAUCGCACGAAUGGCAGAUAUUUAUAAUUUUGCAUCCAAUGGUCUUGCUAUUACUCAAAAAAGGCAGAGCAGUAGGUAAUAUACAGCACUAUGUGUUAUAUAACUACACGAAUACGAAAUUAAUCAUUUGUUUAAAAUAUUCUGAUUCACGUUAAAACAUGUGAACGUUAAUACAAAGACGUUGAUACACUGUGAGGAAAACUGUAGUUAGAUAAUUAGUGUGCUUUAGUGGCUUAUUUAUAAAAUAACUAGAUGCCCGCUAGAUAUAGCAUAAAUGUGUAAGUAAUAUUGUACAAUAUUUAAUGUUACGGUAUUAUAAGUCUUGUUUCAAAUAGUGCUCAUCGCAAAUUUAUAUUAGUAAAUAUCAAUGCUCGAAAUCCCAGACGAUCAAGGCCAACAGCAUUGUAAACAAUAUUUACUGAUUAUACUUAGCAAUGGUAUCUUGGACGAUUUCAAAUCAAAGCCGGUUAUUUAACGCACAAAAUACAACGUCUAACACAUUAUUCCGUACCUAACUGAAUUUUAAUAUAAUCUACGUCUAUUGACGUAGAUUAUAUUAAAAUUUCACACAUUCUAUUGAUUAGGUGUAAAAACUGCUGUAUUGUAAUACGACAAUUUGAUAUUGCUGAAUAGUUAGUAAUAUGUACUUUGGCUUUUCGUGUGUUCGGUCGUAGUCCAGUGACGGGGAAUAAGUUAUGCCACUGGGAAUUAAUGAGUGCUAGUUUGUACAAUAGGCAGCACGGAUGUUACAAACCAACAUAAGUAAGCUAACUUACUUGCAGCGGCAUAUUUUUCUUUUUUAUAUAUUUAGAUGCGGAUUUUAGUUAGAAAAUGGCGCGCUGUCUACCGCGUACAUUGUAAACAAUGAAAUUUUGUCAUAAUCAUACAAUAUGGUAGCUAAUGCCAUAAAACUAUUAAAAAAGUUUUCACUGUGUUAGUACAGUCCACUAGUUUGGAAAUGAUUACAGAACGAUCUGGUAGGAACGAAUAGUUUUCUUAUGAGGGAUAUAUUUUGUAUUGCAUACCUAAUCUACGAAAUGGGAGUAUUAUAUUAAUAUAAAAAUUACCUAAUAAGAAUCAUAUAGUACAUACACGAGUUUAUUGUUAUGAUUCACGUUGUGAAUAUAAAAGAAGUACUUAUAUAUGUAAUUAAAAUAAUUUUACUGUACAAAACCUUCCGUGACGAAGGUUCUGCGUGGGAAUAAAACACCCAAUAUUUACCUACAGGUUGUAUAGUAUUUGAGAUAGGAAUAAUAGUUACCUGUGUGGAAUAGUAAAGACAGUACAAUUUAAAUAGCAACUAUAAGCCCUGGUAAAGUUCAAACAACUAUUGGGCUCACACUGACAAAUUAGGAUAAUAUAUUUUAUAAUGUUUUUACAUUUCCUUGUAAGAACAGAAGCCUGUUUUAUUUGCUUGUUUUCCCAAGGAUUCCUUCUUAUUUUCUGACCAAAUUAUUAAUUUUAUUAGAAGUUGUACUUAUUUUCUAUAAACAAAAAUUUAAUUAUAUGCACUGCCAGUGGAGCCUUUUUGACAUCUGUCAACCAUUUUACAAGCUUUUUAAAUGAAUGUUGACAGAAAGUCAACUUAUUGGCAUUCUAAAUUAAGUAUUCUAGUCGAUAUAUUGUUUAAUUAUGCAAUGUGAAGAUGCUAUUGAAAAUAAUAUUAAUUUGUAAAUAAAUACCUGUAUAUAUAUAAUAA